Wickerhamiella sorbophila is the source of this 954-nucleotide messenger RNA. RefSeq names its product Methylenetetrahydrofolate dehydrogenase [NAD(+)]. Gene Ontology annotation, cellular component: cytosol. The record is from RefSeq and is a predicted model, not a curated record. NCBI's taxonomy places the organism in Eukaryota, Fungi, Ascomycota, Dipodascomycetes, Dipodascales, Trichomonascaceae. The coding region runs from base 1 to 954 and encodes 317 amino acids. Gene Ontology annotation, molecular function: methylenetetrahydrofolate dehydrogenase (NADP+) activity; methylenetetrahydrofolate dehydrogenase (NAD+) activity. Gene Ontology annotation, biological process: purine nucleobase biosynthetic process. The transcript has a single exon.
AUGUCUGUGCCCACAGCCUGCAAGACCGUUUUGGCGUCUUCAAUCGCAAAGCCGUUUGCCGAGGAGCUGAAAGACGGCGUGAAACAGCUGGAGAAAAAGCCUGUGCUGGUCGGUUUCCUUGCCAAUGCCGAUCCUGCCGCUAGAAUGUAUGCAGACUGGACGGGCAAGACCUGCGAGGAGCUCGGCUUUGGCUAUGAGCUGCGCGAAGUGCCCAAGGAGCGCCUCGAAGAGGCUAUUCUGGAUGCAAACGACGAUAGCGCUGUAGACGGCAUCCUCGUUUAUUUCCCGGUGUUUGGUGGAACCCAGGAUCAGUAUCUUCAGCAGGUAGUUGCCAAAGAGAAAGAUGUCGAGGGUCUUAGCCACAUUUAUAUCCAGAAUAUGUACCAGAAUGUGCGGUUCCUUGAUGAGGCACAGACCCAAAAGAGUAUUCUGCCUUGCACUCCCUUGGCCGCCGUCAAAGUGCUUGAAUAUUUGGGCGUGUACAACGCUAUCCUGCCGUAUGGAAAUCGACUGUACGGCAAGACAGUGACUGUAGUCAACCGCAGCGAGAUCGUCGGCCGUCCUCUUGCCGCUUUACUUGCCAACGAUGGUGCCACAGUUUACUCUGUCGAUAUCACCGGCGUGCAAAAGUAUACUCGUGGUGAAGGGCUUCGUCAUGUCAAGCACGUGGUGUCUGAGACCGAUCUGGACCUUGAGCAUGCUGCCAAGAUUUCCGACGUGAUCAUUACCGGUGUUCCAUCUCCAGACUAUAAAUUCCCCGUUGAGUUUAUCAAGAACGGAGCCGUGUGUGUGAAUUUCUCGUCUGAAAAGAACUUCAGCCCCGAGGUCAAGCAGCGGGCUUCUCUUUACGUCCCCAUGAUCGGCAAGGUCACCAUUACCAUGCUUUUGCGCAAUUUGCUACGGCUUUGCGUAAAUGCACAAGAACGCAAGCAUGCUGCAGCAGCCAAAACCUAA